AUGCCAAAACUUUUUCAAGCAUAUGGAUGGAUUUUAACGUUGGCAGCUUUAUUUUUCAUAGCACUAUUGGCGUAUAUCACUUCAUUGUUUAUGAUUGAGGCAGCUUCAAAGUUUCCUGGAAAUCAGCGCUUUCAGUUUUAUGGGAAAAAAUGGUUUUAUAUUGCUGUAUCAAUUUUGUAUGGAUCUAUUACAUCAUGCAUUGUAAUAUCAUUGGUGACUUCAUCUCAGAUACUGGAUCGUUUAUACGUUGAUGUGCUUGGUGGAACGUGUGGAAUUGGCAUGUUUCCAAGCAGCAAUCUAUACUGCACGCAUUCAACUAGUCCAACUCCAUCUCCAUUUGAAUCAGACACGAUGUUCAUUACACUUGGUUCAUUUACGAAUCUAGCACUUUUGGUUCCGUUUACUUAUUUUGAACUUAAUGUAAUAGUACCAAUGCAGCUAGUAUCAGCUGCUGCGAUUGGACUGUUUACAUUGAUUACAAUAUGCACAUCGAUUUCUUCGGGGAUUAACACAAGCAGAACUUUUUUAAAAGUGCCAAAUUUGUCCAACUUGUUUGGAACCAUGUUUUUUAGUUUUGCAUUUUCCAAAGAGAUUUUAACUUUGGUGAACAUUGCACAUCCAAAAGUUGAUUUGAAAAAAUGCGUUGGAUUAUCAACAUGCAUAGCAUGCAGUAUAUAUGUAUUGAUUGGUGUAUUUGGUGCGCUUGGGUUUGAUCUGGAUUCAAGCAAUACCAUUGUUGCGGCAAUGUAUAGUAGCCAACACGAUAAUUUAAUCGGCAUAAUUGUGUUGGAAAUCAUGCUUGUUUUGAUACCACUCUGCACCUGUAUAGCUUCAAUUUUAGUCAACAUGUCCAUAAUUCAAUUAAACCUUGUUACUGGGCAAAUUUGCUCCAAACCAUGGGCUCGGUUUUGGGGUGUCAUUGUGCCAUUGUGUAUUGCUGUUCCGCUGCAGUCAGGCAUUGGAGUUGCUCAUUUUCGAUUUUGGACAAACUUGACGUUUCAGGCAUUGUGCAAUUAUAUUGUACCAUUUCUAAUCAUGAUGAUGCUUUCAAAGCGCAGUCUAGUUAUGAAUCAGUCGAUCAUGGACGAUAUUGAGUUUUUGGACAUUACAGCUGGAAUCAAAAAAAUGUACCGUGAUGAUGAGGAUGAUUUUGAUUACAUUUAUCAUCUCCCAUAUGCAGAUCUUGAUCGGAUAGUCAUUCGCGAUCCAUUCAAACCAUCUCACCCUGUUCAUUCUAAAACAAAAUCAAUUGGCAACUUAUCCCUUACAUCUCGCCAUUCCAUCAAAGCAAUUCGUAGCACGCUAGAUGUGAAUGUUGGGAAACUGUCUGCAUCGUAUCGUGCAGCUAUUGCUUCCCAUAGCUCAUUGAACCAAUCCAAGUCCAGUUUAUCCGAUUUGACAACUGGUCAAACAAGCAGCUCAAACAUGGUUUCAGAUGUGGUGGAUAUCAAUCUAAAAGGAACUUUAAGCAUGAUGAAUAGCACUCUGGGAUUGACGAUGGAUAUGAGCCGAUCGAGUUUGAAGAAAUCGCAUUUGACUGCUGGUGGAUUGCUGAAUCCAAAUCAAAAUGCACAUAUAAUCAGAUCAAAACGAGUCAGUGUAAGCAGCAACGAAACGAGUAGUCGCCAAAGUAAGAUUGGUGGUAAUAUGGCAAAUAUUGACAAUGGCAAUUCCGAGUAUCUUGGUGGUCUGCAGUAUGGCAAUGGUGAAUUGAUGGAUAUUUUUGAGGAUGAAUACAGUCGGGAUGAAGCGAUUCAAAUGGAUACUUUAGCCAUGGUUAAGCCAUUCAAAGCAAUGCCUAGAUGGUUGACUAACAUCAUGCGACCACAAUGGAUUGCUGGAUUAGGCGCUUGUUUGGUGUUUGGGCUUACUGUUCAUUCGUUGAUUACAGCAGCAAUAUAUCAACAGACACAUUCGGUAUAG
Molecule: messenger RNA, 1923 nt
Organism: Batrachochytrium dendrobatidis JAM81
Lineage: Eukaryota; Fungi; Chytridiomycota; Chytridiomycetes; Rhizophydiales
Exons: 12
Coding region: 1-1923 (640 amino acids)
Source: RefSeq, a predicted model, not a curated record